AUGAAGCGAUCAGCCCCUGAAGCCGACAGCUUCGCGCAUUCGAAACGGCGACGCAUACACCACCAUGCCUUGCGACACAAGCAGCCCUCCGACGUGGACCCCUCCCUCGCACCGCAGGAUGCGCUCUUCGUUCAGAGUCAGCUAUUGCGCGCAAUAUCCAUCAGCUUAAGCGCCGUCGGCUUCGACAGUGUCAAGCCUAGCGCGCUGGAGGCUUUCCGUGCAGAGGUAGAAGAGUACAUGCUCCGCUUCCUCUCGCAUGCGCGACAGUCCAUGACCACCAGCCGCCGCACGCAACCUACACCAGCAGACUUUGCGCGCGCGCUCACGCAGCAGGGCAUCCCUCAUUCCGCCUCCCUCUAUCGCUACCUCGAUUCGCCCAUCCCGCCAUCGGUACUUCUGCCUGCGAUACCCCCUCCGCCACCUGCAGAGCCUCCGCCGCCGAACCUGGAUCCUGUGCUAGGGCCUAAGCUAGCAGGCACUGAAGAGAAAGCUAAGCGACACUACAUUCCCGCCCAUUUUCCGAACCUACCAAGCAAACACACAUGGCAAGCCGAGCCCGUCUUCACGGCGCGCGAAACGGACCCCCGUCGAAUACGAGAGCGCGCGACUGAGGAGGGCGUACUGGCAGAGCAGGCGCUGCGGAAGCUGAUGGCGGCCAGCAAGAGCGGGCACCAGGUCAGAAGGCGCAUUUCGAGCGACAGGCGCAGUGAGGAAGUGUGGAAGGAGACGUUGAAGGCGGUGAUGCAAGAGGACGAAGAAGACAGGAGGCGAACUGCGGAGGCUGAGGACUUUGGCUGGGAUGGGACCACAGAUGCGAGACCUGGGGAGGACAGUCAGUCACUUGAGCCGGGGACGGAUGGGGUUCUGGUCAACUAUGAGAGUCGCUAUUGGAGGAGAGGCCUGACGGGCAGGUAA
Coniosporium apollinis CBS 100218 is the source of this 915-nucleotide messenger RNA. RefSeq lists its product as uncharacterized. Gene Ontology annotation, molecular function: protein heterodimerization activity. Gene Ontology annotation, biological process: transcription initiation at RNA polymerase II promoter. NCBI's taxonomy places the organism in Eukaryota, Fungi, Ascomycota, Dothideomycetes. Gene Ontology annotation, cellular component: transcription factor TFIID complex. The record is from RefSeq and is a predicted model, not a curated record. The coding region runs from base 1 to 915 and encodes 304 amino acids. The transcript is spliced from 2 exons.